Messenger RNA from Blepharisma stoltei, 267 nucleotides. Lineage: Eukaryota; Ciliophora; Heterotrichea; Heterotrichida; Blepharismidae. The record is from the annotation of a GenBank genome assembly.
AUGAGUCGGAUUAGUCACAUUUUUAUUUUGUAUAAAAUUUGCGAGAAGUUGACUAAGUCUAAUGCAAUUUUUAUAAACUUGGACUUGCCUUCUGUCCUUCAUCUUAUUAUUAUGCAUUAUUCUACAAGAGGUACCCUGAUUGAGUGCAUGUAUUCUUUGGAAACUCAUGCUAUGCUUGGUGGAUGCUGCCUUUGUGGGACAGGAGAAGAGCCCUCAAAGAAAUGCUCAUGAUGAUUCAUGCAGCAUAUUCUCAACCUUCAAGAUUAG